AUGACCGUAAUGACGAAAUUACGAUGGUAUUUCUUGUUCGUAUUAACAAGUACGGCCCAAUGUUUACUGCCUCGAUCGGUUUCUCAGAAUAUUUUGAUGUUGAAUCGCCAGACUGCCAGUAACGAUCAGAGGAAGGAGGUCGAGGUGUUUGAGAGAGUACAGUACUCAAAUUGCUCUGAUCCUGCCACAGAUAUAUUCGAGUUAUCGUACAUGGAAGUAUACCCACGUGCUCCUAAAAUUGGUGAUUUCUUUGAAGUCGCAGUUUCUGGGCGUUUCAAAGAAGACACAGGUGACUUACCAUGGUUCACCUUGGGAAUGGCAGUCAACGAUGUACCUGUUUCCCCGGAUGGGAUUCGUGGCGAAGGUCCGCUGUGCGAUCUUGAAGUUUUCCAAUAUAUGCAGUUCAAAAAUGACCGCGGUACGGAGUGGCAUCGGAGCUGUAGGCCAGGAAUCAAAGAGGGCUAUGCAAGAAUUGGAAUGCCGAUUUUGCAGAUAGAUCAGGGCGCAGAGGCUGCUAAAUACUCAUUACGCUUUGAUGCAACUACGGCGGAUGAGAGAAGUAUAUUUUGUAUUGAGUUUACCCAUCACUUGGAGAGGUGA
Molecule: messenger RNA, 600 nt
Organism: Glarea lozoyensis ATCC 20868
Lineage: Eukaryota; Fungi; Ascomycota; Leotiomycetes; Helotiales; Helotiaceae
Exons: 3
Coding region: 1-600 (199 amino acids)
Source: RefSeq, a predicted model, not a curated record